AGUAUUAUUAUUCAUAGCAGGUAACGGAGACAGAGAGUUAGAGAGAGAAAGUCAGAGCUAGAGAGAGAAAGCGAAACCCUAAUUUUGUCACUACUUCAAUUCAAUUCAACACCAAUUUCAAUUUCUCCCCAAAUUCGAACUGUUUCAAUUUCUUCAAUACUGGAAUUCGAAACCCUUUUGUUCUCGUUUUGAAGAUGAUGGCGGAAGCGGAAAUUAUCUGUCAACAGAGCAUUCCCAUGUUGGAGGUCAAGUAUCACCUCUGCGUCGCACAAGAACACAACGUCAAGGUCGAGGUUUCACCCACCUCACCCCCUCAAUCUGUUCAGAUCUUCAGCCAAGCUGUGAGUUGCUCUGAGAUCAUUAAAGAAUCAAUUUUGGAGAUCCCUAAAGCUAAGUUUAUCCCGAAUGUGCGAUCUGGUAGCUAUGCUGAAAUUGGGCCGCGGGGAUCUAUGGAUGAUGAACACAUUCAGAUAGAUGAUCUAGCUGGGCACCUUGGAUUUGUGUUCAAGUGCCCAAUGCCGAGUGCGUUUUAUGGAGUUUUUGAUGGGCAUGGAGGGCCUGAGGCAGCUGCUUUUGUUAAGAGGAAUGCUAUGAGAUUGUUUUUUGAAGAUGUUGAUAUGCUGCAAUCAUACGAUACUGAUGCACUUUUCCUGAAGGAGUUGGAGGAUUCUCAUCGGAGAGCUUUUUUACGGGCUGAUCUUGCCUUGGCUAAUGAAGAAAGUGUUAAUAGCUCAUGUGGGACUACAGCAUUGACUGCCCUUGUACUUGGAAGGCAUUUGCUCGUUGCUAAUGCUGGUGACUGUCGAGCAGUUCUUUGUAGGAGAGGCAAAGCUGUUGACAUGUCCCAUGAUCACAGGCCGAGCUAUUUACCUGAGCGUAGGAGAGUGGAGGAGUUGGGUGGCUUUAUUGAUGAUGGAUAUCUCAAUGGUUAUCUUUCUGUAACUCGUGCCUUGGGGGAUUGGGACUUUAAAUUGCCAAUUGGCGCUGCAUCCCCUCUUAUUGCCGAGCCUGAUGUUCAACUGAUUACUUUGACAGAAGAUGAUGAGUUCUUGAUCAUUGGUUGUGAUGGGAUUUGGGAUGUAAUGUCUAGCCAAGUUGCAGUUAGUCUUGUUCGACGCGGAUUAAGAAGGCAUGAUGAUCCCCAGCAAUGUGCCAGAGAACUAGUCAAGGAAGCAUUGCGCCUAAACACAUCGGAUAAUCUCACUGUGAUUGUUAUAUGUUUGUCCUCCAUUGAAAGCACUGUUGAAUCAUGUCCACCCCAAAGGCGAAGAUUCAAAGCUUGCAGUCUGUCUGAAGAGGCCCGCAAUAGAUUAAAGAGCUUGAUGGAGGGAAAUUAACCGUUAAUGUAAUUGUUGUGAUUCACAAAUGUUCCUUUCAUUAGAAUAUUGAUCUGAUUUUUUGGCUGUUUCAGAGAGUUAGAACAAACAGCCCACAGUUUUGUAGGGAUAUAUAUUUGGUGAGGGGAAGAGAGGUUUUAGACCCUAUCUAAUUGUGAGAUGUCUUUUUUAUACUUAUGAUUUGAGAUGUAGAAACCAUUGCGGCUAAUUUUGGCUGAGUACAUCUUGCCACCAUCAGGGUGGUUUUGAUUUC
Molecule: messenger RNA, 1590 nt
Organism: Lotus japonicus
Lineage: Eukaryota; Viridiplantae; Streptophyta; Magnoliopsida; Fabales; Fabaceae
Product: probable protein phosphatase 2C 2
Exons: 2
Coding region: 195-1337 (380 amino acids)
Biological process (GO): protein dephosphorylation
Molecular function (GO): cation binding; protein serine/threonine phosphatase activity
Source: RefSeq, a predicted model, not a curated record